Liolophura sinensis is the source of this 5729-nucleotide messenger RNA. RefSeq names its product 7SK snRNA methylphosphate capping enzyme-like. Gene Ontology annotation, biological process: snRNA modification. The coding region runs from base 386 to 2365 and encodes 659 amino acids. Gene Ontology annotation, molecular function: RNA methyltransferase activity; O-methyltransferase activity; snRNA binding. The transcript is spliced from 4 exons. NCBI's taxonomy places the organism in Eukaryota, Metazoa, Mollusca, Polyplacophora, Chitonida, Chitonidae. The record is from RefSeq and is a predicted model, not a curated record.
GUGGGUAUUUGGGGAAUAGUUUCCGGUUGUCGCAGCGUUGGAGGACAACAGACUGCAGUUUAAGACACCUAAGUCAUUUGCUGCGGUAGACACGUAUAUUUAGGGCAGAUCAUUGGUUUUAGCCUUAUUUUGCGCCAAUGUUGUGACGCUUUGUGGUCGUUUACAAUGUUGUUUCUGAAAGUUGUCGCCAGGGGGCGCUGAGGCCUGUUAUCGUUGUGCCGUCGUAAAAAGUUACUCAGGCUGCAGCAAGUCGGUUAGUAGGCUGAAAGCUGCACUGCAGAGAAGACAUGUAGGGAACAUGCUUGUACGUCCCUGGAUGAAACUGUACGACAGGCCUGAUCAUCAGAACUUUCCACUCGCUUCUUAUAUUUAAAACUCUGAUACAAUGAGUGUCGAGGUGAAAACCCCUACCAGAACUCAGUUCGAACACGUGGAGUUUCAGUGUGGUGAAAAACAAUCUACUUCAUGUCCGUAUCAGUCGACCGAGGAAAGUGACAGCAAGCAGCAGCAAGGGGUACCCACUCCAAAUGGCAAGUCGGCUAGGCAGGUGACAAUUCUUGGAAACCAACAGAAACCAGAUGGUCCUAGUCCCAGACAGGAGAACAAGCAGUACCAAACAAAGCGAAGGAGAUUUAGUGUUCCUGCCCAAAGAGGACCAAUGUUUGGGUCAAAGAAAAGGCGAUACAGCACUAAGCAAGACAAAAUUGUACUCCCUACCAAAUUUCUUCUUGGCGGAAAUAUCAGCGACCCUUUGAAUUUGAACAGUUUGUACGAUGAUGAAACAGGAAUGCUGCUCAAUGAAAAAACACCCAACUCAUCUCCAUUACCGUUUCCAGUUCAUCGUGAAAAUACUAAUUCGGUUUUCCCCCCAAAUAUUACAGACCCUCUGAACUUGAACUCUGGGGAGGAUGUUGAUGAUUUAUUUACAUCAAGACUAAUGGCACGGAAAAGACGACGACACAAGCACAAGAAGAAACAGGAUGAGGAUAUCAUUACAUCAACUGUGACAGUAACUCCGUCAAAGGAAACAGAGAAAAAGAAAAAUCUCACAUUGGCAUUAAAAAUUGAUGUUGAUUCUUCAUGUACUUCUACAUCUGUCCCUGAAAGAGCAUCAGCAGAAUCAGACUCAGAAUUACUCGUGUCAAAUCAAAAGAAAUGUGAGGAUAAAAUUGUUUCCCCAGUCAUUCCACAAACCUCAAAGGGUCGUAAACGCCGAAGAACUGUGAGUGAAUGCAUGAAACCUGAAUUUUGGGAUGGAAUAGGUAAUGCAAGACGUGCUUUGCUUAGAACUGAGAGUGUACCAUUCGAUAAUGAAAUUCCUCUGCCCCAAAGUAUUGUAACACCUAAGAAGAUGAAAAGGCAAACUAGUGCCCCCAAGACUUCACAGCCAAUCAAACGUCAGCCUAAAGCUGAGAAACGACGAAAGAGCAGCAGGACAUGUCAAAAAUUUGUGUAUGGAAAUUACAAUCGGUAUUAUGGAUACAGAAACCCCGAACUUGAUCAAGAUGUGCGAUUGAAUAGCCUCAGACCUGAGUGGUUUGCUGGAAAAGAUAUCUUGGAUAUUGGCUGCAAUGUUGGCCAUAUUACUUUAGCAAUUGCUUGUGAUUUCAGACCUCGUAAGAUUGUUGGAAUGGACAUCGAUGGAAGGCUGAUAGCUGCAGCUAGAAAGAACAUUCGCUAUUAUCUCACUAAAACUACGAUAAAGACUGACAUAUAUCCACUGUCUGUUAAGUUGAACUAUGGCCCGAUUGUUGUGCCUGCUGUGGGAGAAUUACAGUCACCCAUAUUUCCAAAUAAUAUCAUGUUUUUACAGGGAAACUAUGUGUUGGAAUUUGAUGAGCUCUUAGAUGUACAAAAGGAGGAGUAUGAUGUCAUCAUGGCGCUCAGCAUCACAAAGUGGAUUCACCUUAAUUUUGGAGAUGAUGGCAUGAAAAGGUUUUUCAAACGCAUUUUCAAGCAGCUCCGACCUGGUGGAAGGUUGAUACUUGAACCACAAGCUUGGCCCUCUUAUAAGAAGAAGAAAAAACUCACAGAUGAGAUCUUCAGGAACUUCCAAAGCAUUCGGUUUAAGCCUGAUCAGUUCACUGAUUACCUGCUGUCAAGGGAAGUCGGAUUUUCCACUUGUGAGGCUCUUGAUGUGCCGUAUAAUAAGUCUGCAGGAUUCAGACGGCCCAUCCAGCUGUUCACUAAGCCAGACACCAGUGUUAACAGCCCAAACCCAAUAGUGCUUGUGCCUGAGGUGGACAAUCCAGAACCAGCAGUGGAAAUACCCUCAGCAGAGAAGAGUGUCUGCACUAGGGCAAAGGUGCAGGAAGAUAAAUCACAGGCUACAAGCCAAGUUCUUGAUUCUGUUCAGCAGCAGUAACCUCACAGACUUACCUGAGUAGCUUGCAAACUAAACCAGCAGGAUGCUCACCAAAUGAAAAUACCACUUCUAUGUACAGUGAACAUGUUUGUGACUUUGUGGCUAUUUGAAGUUGUUUAUGAAUAAUCUGAAUGAAGGAGGGGGUGUUGGCAUGGUUGAGUACAUAUUCAAGAAUGUGCACUUCUGCCUUGUACUCCUUCUCAGUAUUAAACAGUCGGUUAAAUUUAGACAAUCCAUCUAUGAAAAUAUUGAGUAUCCUUUUGUGCAUUAAUUGCUUUUUGUGUGGAACAUUUUAUUGCAUUUUCCCAUGUAAAGGCUGAUCUACAGGGGUUAAUUGUUUAAUAAAGGAAUCCUUGUGCUGUGCUCAUAUUGGACAAUUCUAUCAGCUGUUAGAAUAACUAACACAAGCUCACAGCCAGUAUGUUCUAUGGAAAAUUAAACAUCUAUCCAUAUGAGUUAUGGUGGUACUUUUCCUGAAAUUGGCAGUGAGGCAAGGCGAAAUCUGGGGUGGCUUCUCUUGGCUUAGUGUUUCUAAACAGCAUUGGGUGUACUAUUCAUCUAACAUGCUAUGAUGCCACACUUUAAUCUCAGUUCAAUUCAAGUGUGCAGAAGGAUAGGGCACAGCUUUAAUUCUUUGUCUCCUAAGGGACUGAUGGGAUACCAUGUCAGUGAGGAAUCAGCUGUCUUUACAUUCGGUUCUGGUUGAUAAUCAAACACUGUUAUUUACGUAAACAAGUGCUCAGUGAUGAGAACACGUUUUACAAAUUGGCCAGUAUAUGUUCAUCAUAAUCAAGUACUACUUGUAAUGUUAAUGCUCUUAUGCAGCAAAUUUUUGUUAGUACAUGUACAUGUAUAAGUUUGCAUGUUUGAAUGGAAUUCUGGAUCUCAACAGUUUGAGGUAGUCAAUGGUGCAUCAGCUGGAGUGGGGAUGGGGUAUGGUUGUGGAGUUGUGCAGGUUGCCACUAUACAGGUUAAAGUGAAAGACAGCACCUGACUAAUGUUUAUGUCCACUGAAAGACUGCCAUUCAAAGUAUCUUAAAUAGGCAUUAAAUAUUUUGCUAGAUUUUUUUCAACCCAGUAAAAAUUUUAUGAAACUUGGUCUUGACACAGCUUUAGCGUGUCUUCAUUAUCGACAGCAAGUGACGUCACGUUUAGCUCUAACUCUCUAACAUCGAAGGUGUUUUCCGUAUUAUAGUCAAAGUAGUAGCCUAUGGCAGAUAAAGUUGUGGACUUCAGUUAUGAAGGUCCUAAGUGAUAAAUAGCUUUCUCAGAAAUUGGACAUACUGGAAGGAUAUUUCUUCCACUGCUUGAGCUGUUUAUACAGUAAACCUGCUAUAUCAUUUACAUUUAAACAGCAUGUAGAUGCACGGCCGGGGUAUUCCUGGUUCAGGUCGUAGCCUUCGGAGGGAUAGUGCUGGCGAUUUUUACCGCAGUUAAAUGUUUACAAAAUCGAAAAAUGAAAUGACCCUUCGGCUACAUGUAACUAAAUUCUUGAAAACGAUCUCAAAAUGUCUGAUGCAGUAGUUCUGUGUUAUCAUAUGUCACUUCAUGGAGUGAAUGGGUAAAGGCUACGUCACAGCUUAGGCCGCACAAUCUGAUAGUAACGUGUUUGAUUGGAAAAAAUUCUCAAGAUGUCUACCUUGAUUCACACCAGCCAUUUGUGCAGUAUUGUCAUUUUGUUCUACAAGUUAUUCGAUGAAAUCUCAUUAAACUAAUAAAGUAUGAUACUUUUAAGAAAGCUGGAGAAUCUUGCUUUCGAUUGAAAUAUGUGUUAGACAGGUGCUGUCUUGUCCUUUGAUGGAAGAAAUGUCCUGUGAAAAACGAAUGUUGAGUGCUUAAAGGCUACGCUUAUACUUGCUCCAUAUAAAGUGUGAAAAAGAAAUACUGAACUGUACCACUUCAGUGGUUACAUACAGGUUUUUGAGAAGGGAAAUCUGUUGUCUGGGAACAGCCUCAGUAAUGAAAAUAUUGGUUUUUGAUCAAGCUAAAUUUAUUUCUUUAAAAUUCUUGUUCCACUAAAGCAUGAGAGUGUGGACAUCUUAAUGUUGGUUUAAUAUCAUGGGGAUACUGUAUGUGUAAAAUGGUCGGGAUAGUUUUUAGUGCUAAAUUAAGCUCUUUGCAACCAGAACUGGAUGCAGAUGUUGUGAACAUCUUGAUGCACUCUGUGGAAUACCUUUGGCAAAUAUUAAAGCUCAGAGUAUAGAACAAGAGACAAGUUUAGGUGAUACACAUUACAAGACUCUGCCAAUGUAGUUUUACAUUCAUAUGGAGAAACCAGUGUCUUUGGAUAAAUUGGAUUUACAUGUAUUUAGAUGCAAGUCAUGUGGUUAUGCAGAUGUUUAGACUUUUUGAUUUGAACUGGCUUUAAAAAAUUUCAAAUACAAUAGAACAGUUGAAGUGGAUUCCGGUUUAUGACAAAGAGAUUUACCCUAAUUGUUCAACCUGUCAGCCGCCUCUGUGACCAAUAUUUUGAAACACUGAGAUAACUAUAAGUUGUAGAGAAACAAUUUGCAGUUGUAUGAAGCUUGCAUCUUAAGUGUCACUAACGAAUCCAUUAAGUGUCAUUGUGAUAAUCAAUGUAUGCUUAAAUUCCGCUGAAAAAGAAUGCUUUAGUGGUUAAAAAGGUUGAAGAUUUACAGUAUAUGAAAACCUUAGUUGAAAUAGGCAUGUAAUGUGACAGUCCUUGAUGAACACUACAAAACCAUUAUAGAAAGACUUUUACCUUUUUAGUGGCAGGUAACUUAUUUCAAGCUAUGCAAUUCUCCCCACACAAUUACUUUGACAUUUAGCAAUGCUGUUAAGUGCAUUUAUUAUUCAUUCAUUCCAUAUAUGUGAUUUCACCUUGGUUUAUGUGAAAUGAGUGAAUGCCAUGUGACAUGUCAUUCUUCAUUACAGAAUUAUCAUUGCUAAAAGUGAAAAAUUUCUUUAAGUAUGGCAUGUAAAGUUGCAUUUACAGAAUUGUUGAGUCACAUGCAUUUUGUCAAAAAUAUAAGUUUUCAUUGUUUAGAUGGUGUUACUUCAUGUCUUCACUGUCCAAUCUUCAACCUUAUUUUUGUUUGUCACCUAUGAUGACGAAAAUUAGUUCUAUAGCUGCAACAUGGUAAUAUUUUUAUACCUGGUUUGUAUAGUUAAUAGGUAAAAGAAUGUCAUGCCAUAACGUCUUCAGUUAUUAAUAGAAAAUCUAAAAUCAGCGGAAUUGAUUUUGUCACUGUUGCGUUUGGUGUACAUUCAUUUGUGCUGAAACUCUAAUGUCUGUAAGAUGUUCUCAUCCGACAUGUAAUUUCAUUUAUGUGAACAGAUUAACACAAUCUCUGCACAAGUGGUAAAUCUGGCUGUUCCAACUCUUGCAAUAAAGGAUUUUACA